AUGCUUCUUAGUCGUACACUGCCACAAAUGCUUGGUUUUGGCAUUUAUUUUGCUCAUUCGAUUAAGCAUACUGAAGGAGAAACAAGACAGGGUCGAGCAGGUGGUGGUAUUAUUUGUGCUAAAAUUCGCAUGGGUCGAGUACAGGAAAUCGAUAAGACUGGAAUAGCACUAGUACGAAAUACAGAUGCUAGGCAUGCGAACUAUGAUACGAUCUAUUAUAAACAAGAUGAUGAAAAACGGGAUGAGUUUUGUAUAAAAAGUUCGGACCAAAUUUUGGAAUGGGUUAUUGUCAUUGAAGAAGCAUGGGAUCCCAAAGUUAGAAGUUACGGCUUGGAUACAGAAUUGAGGGUGUGGCUGUGA
Molecule: messenger RNA, 360 nt
Organism: Rotaria sp. Silwood2
Lineage: Eukaryota; Metazoa; Rotifera; Eurotatoria; Philodinida; Philodinidae
Source: the annotation of a GenBank genome assembly